AAACUUAUUAAAUAGAUAGAUUGACUUAGUUUUGCUCUGAAAGUGUCUUUUUUAAUUUCAUCGAUACAUCAUUCCACCAUGUCUAAACCAUCAUCGACUGGGACAUCAGAAGAGCCGACUAACAGUGGUGCUAUUGUACAGCUGCUUAUAGUGACUGCAAUCAUUGGAAUCAUCACAACCAUCUUCAACUACUUCAUGCAGAAAAAAAAAGGGAAGUCAAAACAGAAGACAGAAAGUGAGGAGGUCCUUGUUGAUGGAGAAAAUUUAAGCCUGGAUACGAAGGCUGUUAAAACUCCACCAAAGAAAUCGGCAGCCAAGAAGUCGAAAUCUGCCACUGCGGCGAAAGUGGGUGUUCUGAAGUUCUCUCAUCCCGAUCACGCAGGCACUCUGAAGGGACAUACCAGUCAGGUGACUGAUAUUAGCUUUAGUUCCAACGGCAAAUACAUGGCUUCCAUCUCGGCCGACGAUCGAAACGUCAUCUUGUGGAGUACGAAGGAAUUAGGCGCCGACGCGACUCGGAACAUGGUCCGGGGAAAAGUCGAUCUGGAUAACCCAGUGAGCGUCGACUUUUCACCCGACUGUAAAGCUCUGGCACUCGGAUUAGAACUGACUAAUAGCGUGAAGAUCAUGAAAAUAGCAAAGAAAGAAGGCACGUCAACUGUGACUUUGACGGAAGGCAUGGAGUUUCCGCAGGUCCUAGAUCUAGACAUCUUAACAUGUGCUAUAUCGCCUUCCGGAACGUACAUAAUGAUUGCGGAUAACAAGAACUCGGUUUAUAUUCUGGACUUGAAAGGAAUAGUGUUGGGUAAAAUUGACGCUAAAGUGGGAGGGGAUAUACAUCAUUGUGUAGUGUCGCCCUGUGGCCGUUUUGUGGCGUUUUGUGGAUACAAUCCUGAAAUGCCGAUUUAUGAAGUGGAGUUUUCGAGCACUAAUGUUUUCAGGGGACUGAACCGAGUGAUGAUUCUCAAAGGCCAUACAAACGCAAUUACGUACUUCGCUUUCUCCCUCGACGCAGUUUCAGCCGCGACUGUAUCACGUGACAAAACAUGGCGGGUGUCCUCGAUAGAUGUACGAUACAAAGACAAAGAGGACCCCCAAUUUAUAGCAUCAGGCGAUACUGGCUUUGACCAGGGGACAGAUUUGAAGUGUUUGUUGUCGUGCAAUGGAAAAAUGAUAGGAAUCUACUCGGAAACUGAAAUUAAACUGAAAUCAGUUGUAACAGAUGAGACGUAUGUAACUUAUUCGGAUUUCGGAACAGGUCUUGCGAUUAGGAAGUGUCUGACAGAUAACAGUUCAAAGCACUUGUUGGUUUGCAUUGGCAAAUACAUGGUGGCAAUUCAGGUGAAAUAUCAUAUCAUGUCUACUAUAGAAUGGUUGAAGCGUGAAGUUCAGAAACCCAACACAGCGUCGUUGAAAAGCAGAAUUCAACAGCAAUUGGAUGAUGAAAUCAAAAAGUUAGAAGCGUGGGAAGCCAAAGAAAACCCAGAAAAUGAAAAGUAAUGAGCGAACUAGUUAUCUUGGUUAAAUGAUGUAGAUUAUUUAUCCUGAUUGUUAUAUAUAAAUUUUUCCUUUACAAGGUUGCUGGGUUAUAUAUCCAUUAUGGAAUAAAGUUGAAGUCUC
Messenger RNA from Symsagittifera roscoffensis, 1620 nucleotides. Its product is annotated as transducin beta-like protein 2. Gene Ontology annotation, biological process: endoplasmic reticulum unfolded protein response. Gene Ontology annotation, cellular component: endoplasmic reticulum. Gene Ontology annotation, molecular function: protein binding. The record is from RefSeq and is a predicted model, not a curated record. NCBI's taxonomy places the organism in Eukaryota, Metazoa, Xenacoelomorpha, Acoela, Convolutidae. The coding region runs from base 79 to 1500 and encodes 473 amino acids. The transcript is spliced from 5 exons.